AUGUCCAAUUCACAACCCGAAUCCUCAAGUACAAGACCUGCUCGUCGUCGCCCUCGAGGUCUUGUCGCAUGUCGUCGGUGCAAGAGCCGUAAGCAGCGCUGUGACAAUGAGUUCCCAUCAUGUUCGAAUUGCCUCGCCGCAGGAGAGAAGUGCUCCUAUGGUGCCAAACAGGCAUACCCAGCAGAGUAUGUGAAGUCGCUCGAGCGUCAACUCUCACGGCUGCAACAAGAAGUAGCGUCGCCGCGACAAGAUGUCGUUGGUCCAACGAAUCAUUCUUCUAUUCAGCAUCAGACGCUAUCGAUGGUUGACACUCAAUCUGGUAGAAAUGAGAACCAGCCCACUAAUUUGACCGACACUGCAACUUCGGACUUGGAAGCCAGUGCUGGGAUCGUUGCUCCGUCGCCGGCUUCUUUCCUGGGAACUUCAAGUGGGUAUCCUCUUACAAAACUACUGCGAUCGGCAUUGCCCUCGGUAAAUGCACGCCAAACCGAUGGAGCAGGAGCUUCACACCAAGUAAAUGUCGCGGCUCGCUCAUUGAUAGGCGUGCGCAUCAACAUAGGGCAGCAGUCCGAGGGCGACCGUGUCUCUGACAGCUCCGAUCUCCCCAGCAAGGAGGUCGGUGAUAAGCUUAUCGAAGCUUACUAUGCAAGGGUGCACCCCAAGCAUCCUUUCCUAGCUCGGAAGAAAAUCCAAUCGCUACACGAGGCUAGACUGGAGCUCGUCCCGGCACACAAAGGUGUGCGUUCAGAUAGUGGGCGGAGUAGAUGUGACUACGCGACCUUGCAACUGGUGUAUGCCAUUGGAGCGCGUUACCUGCAGCUGAGCAACGAUGAUGAUCAUUAUUCGUCUCCAAAGCGAUACUAUGCCUGCGCGAUGGCAGAUUCAGAUACUAUCUUUGCAACCGGUAGUCUCGAGAGCUUGGAGGCAAUGCUUCUGCUCACGAUAUAUCAAUUAAGGUCACCGACUGGUCCUGGCGUCUGGUGGAUGAUCGAGACAACAAUGCGAUAUUGCAUCGAUAAUGGCCUCCAUCGACAAGCCACCAACAUCCCUCCAACUCUCGAUGAGAGACGGAAACGGAUCUUCUGGACGGCAUACAUGUUGGAGAGAUCAGUUGCGCGGACCAUGGGUCGACCUCACUCUAUUUCUGAUAGAGAUAUUGACGUCCCGCUCCCAGCCAACAUCGACGAUGAGCUGGACACUGACGAAGCCAUCCUUGCAGCAAUUUCUGAGUCGAAACAACAUCCUUCUCUGAUCACCACACUCACGCCAGCUAUUCAUAUCUUUCGGCUGCAACAGAUCGAUUCCAAGAUUUCAUACACGGUAUGUCGUGUGGACAAGAAUGUCUCCGCGAUAAAACCCUACAAAGUGGCUCGUCUUCGACAGUCUUUAGAAGAGUGGAAGGCUGCUAUUCCUCAGACCGAUCCCGAGAAUAAGCCGCAUCCUUAUCUCACGACGGACUAUCACAUGAUUCAAUACCAUAAAGCCAUCAUACUACUAAACCUCCCCUUCGUACCCACCCUCAUCCCACAGAGCCCGAACUUCCACGAGAUCGUCCACUCUGCCGGACAGGUCUGCUUCCUUUCAAAACGCCUUCAUGACCAGCAGACUUACAUCUCCUUCUCUUUACUGUCGCUGCAUGCCAACUUCGUCGCUGGCUUGGUCAUGGUCUACUGCUUCUGCCUAGACCCGUCAAUCUUUAGCCCCAAGUUCAGCAGCAGCGUGCGAGCAUGUAGCACGAUGCUAUACAUCAUUUCGGAGCGAUGGCCGAGAGCGGUUCAGGCUCGAAAUUCAUUCGAUCGUCUCGUCGCUGCCACGAUAGAAAGUGAUCAUGAAGCAAGCAACGGUCUCCUGAGGUCUGAGAAUGAUUUGAACGUGUCGCGGGAUGGUUUUCAGCCUGGCUUCGUGGCAGAUGAACCAGGACACCUAGAGGUCUGGAGUAACUUCGAGUCAAUACUUGGGGAUCAUCAGAUUGAUUUGGGAACUUGGAUGCAUGAUAGCAUAUUUGACACGAUGGGCACGUUUCAGCCGAUGGAUUGGACGGAGUAG
Molecule: messenger RNA, 2046 nt
Organism: Fusarium mangiferae
Lineage: Eukaryota; Fungi; Ascomycota; Sordariomycetes; Hypocreales; Nectriaceae
Exons: 3
Coding region: 1-2046 (681 amino acids)
Biological process (GO): DNA-templated transcription; positive regulation of transcription by RNA polymerase II
Molecular function (GO): DNA-binding transcription factor activity, RNA polymerase II-specific; sequence-specific DNA binding; zinc ion binding
Source: RefSeq, a predicted model, not a curated record